UAAGCAAAAAAAAAAAAAAACGUUUCGAUUGUAAAGUUCGAUAGUUAAAAAGUGUCUGUGGUUAACUUACAUAAGUUUUCUUUCGGUAUUUAUUUAAUUUUACAAAAACUACUGGUUUUUUUUUUAAUUACGCAAAAAUAUAAUGCGUUCUCGAAGUAAUUCUGGAGCAUGCUUAGAUCACUAUCAACGCAUAGUGCAUCGCCUAAUUAUGUCACAUCAAGAACCAGUGACGGGUUUAUUUCCGGCUUCCAACAUAAAUUCACAUGCUUGGAUCAGAGAUAAUGUUUACUGUAUUUUGGCAGUAUGGGGUCUUUCAAUGGCUUAUAAAAAGAUAGCCGAUCAAGAUGAAGAUCGCGCUAAAUGCUAUGAAUUGGAACAAAGUUGUGUGAAAUUAAUGCGUGGCUUAUUAAUGGCUAUGAUGAAUCAAAAAGAUAAAGUAGAAAAAUUCAAAAUCACACAAAAUCCCCUAGAUUCAUUGCAUGCCAAGUAUUCGAGUAAGAACGGUCAGCCGGUGGUAGGCGAUAGCGAAUGGGGUCAUUUACAGAUAGAUGCCGUUUCUUUGUAUCUGUUGGUUUUGGCUCAAAUGACAGCAUCCGGUUUACAAAUUGUAUUUUCUUUGGAUGAGGUUUCGUUUAUACAAAAUUUAGUAUUUUAUAUUGAGUCCGCUUACUGUAUACCAGAUUAUGGUAUUUGGGAAAGGGGAGAUAAAACCAAUCAUGGUGAACCCGAAUUGAAUGCUAGUUCAAUAGGAAUGGCUAAAGCAGCAUUAGAAGCCAUGAAUGAAUUAGACUUAUUUGGUGCACGGGGUGGACCUGCCAGUGUCAUACAUGUGCUUGCUGAUGAAGCUCAUAAAUGUCAAGCUGUCUUACAAUCUAUGCUCCCGCGUGAGUCUAAUAGCAAAGAACUAGAUUCGGGUUUGUUGUGCGUAAUUGGUUUUCCAGCUUUUGCCGUCGAUGAUCCGCAAUUAAUACGCAAUACAAAGGAUGCUAUACUAUCAAGGCUAUUGGGUAAAUAUGGCUGCAAGCGAUUUCUCCGCGAUGGUUAUCGGACUCCCAAAGAAGAUCCGUCACGUUUGUAUUACGAGCGAUGGGAACUGCGUAUGUUUGAAAACAUUGAAUGCGAAUGGCCUUUGUUUUAUUGCUAUUUAAUAUUGUUUCACGCAUUCCAAAACAAUAAGUUGGCCGUUAAAGAAUAUGCUGAACGUCUGGAAAAAAUUAUGGUGCGUAGUGAAGACGGGAUUUUGCUGAUACCCGAAAGUUAUGCGGUGCCGCAAGAAGCAGUUUCUAAUGAAUACCAACAACCAGGCUCACAGGCAAGGGAAGUGGUGGGUCGUUGUCCUUUUCUGUGGGGACAAUCGCUAUUUAUUUUAGGCAGACUUUUACAAGAAGGCUUCCUGGCUGUUGGCGAACUAGAUCCUUUAAAUCGACGACUAGGUGCUCAAAAAAAACCUGAUGUUGUAGUGCAAGUGGUUAUCAUUGCCGAAGAUGUUACCAUACGUGAUAAAUUGGCUGAAUAUGAUUUACACGUUCAAACUAUAUCCGAAGUGGCUCCCAUAGAAGUUCAGCCAGCUCGAGUCCUAAGUCAUUUAUACACCUACUUAGGUCGCAAUCGAAAAUUGGGCUUAACCGGUCGUAAAUCACGAGAUGUUGGCAUUCUAAGCACCAGCAAAUUGUAUUCACUUAAGGACAGAAUAUUCGCCUUUACACCACAGCAUAUCGAUUAUGAAGAAUAUUAUACCACACGUGAUCCAGACUUGCUUGCAAGUAACUUCACCACGAAUUUAGCCUUCCUAACAAACAAUUGGCGUCAUAUGUUAGGAAGACCCACAAUUACCUUAAUGGCCACGCAUUACAUGCUAGAUCAAGAUAAAAUACCUUUGGCUAUGAUACAAACAAUGCGUAAAUUGAAAUCCGGUUACAUUAAUGGCACACGCGUAAUGUUGGGAAAUUUAAAAGAUUUUCUAAAUACAUCGGCCAUUACUGAUUUCAGUUUCCUGGGCAGUACUGAGGACGGUUAUCCCGAUCGCCUACAUACCGAUAUUCAAACUUAUUUAGAUGAACAUCUGUUAAGAUCAUUUAGUUACCGUAAUGCAAUGAAUUUACGCGGCAGCCAAUUUAGGCCGACACAUUUGCGAAGACGGAUGUCUUGCAAAGGAGCUAUUAAGAAAACCCGAUCCAUAAAUGUGGAUUCGGACACUUUGGGUAUGGAAGGCCCGACACCAUUAACAGAAAGGCGUUUAUCGUCUGUGAUUCCACCACCUUGGUUACAGGCUAAUAAACAAACGCAUGUUAGCAUCUUUGGCAUAACGCCCGAAGAGGAACCUCCGGCCGCUAACAAUAGUAAGACUGGUGCAUUGAUACGCGAAAAUAUAUAUCCAAUUGGCCAUAAUCAUAGUCGUUCAGCGUUGGAAAGGCGCGCACAAAAUGUUCCUAAAACGUUGAUACAGCGUAAUCGUGCUGAUAAUAAUUUUGCUGAUACCGAAGUAGAAGAACUUGUAGCUAUGUUAAGAGAAGCGGAAAGCCUUGAAGAACAGGGGGACAUUUUGCAAUAUCUUGUUGAUACACAAGGUCUAGAUUUCAAUACGGCCGGCUUAGGAAUGAAACUCAAAACGUCAACAUCCGGCAUGGUGGAAGAAGGACGUGCGGUAACGGUACGCGAUUUGCUCAAAGGUCUCUAUGAGAAAGCAUGUCAGCAAAAAUUAUGGGGUUUAGUGCGGCACACUGCAGGAAUGUUAGGCAAACGCGUCGAAGAUUUAGCCAAGGCGGUCACCGAUUUACUAGUUCGUCAAAAACAAGUUACGGUUGGCAUGCCGCCACACAAUGAAUAUACUAUAACAGCUCCUCUGCCAGAAGCCGAUCUAAGGCAAUUAAUUCACGAUGCUUACGGUGAUGAUGAAAGUACUGCGAUGUUGACACAAGAAUUAAUGGUUUACUUAGCUAUGUUUAUACGAACUGAACCUCAGCUUUUUCAUGAAAUGUUGCGUUUACGCGUUGGUCUCAUAAUACAAGUAAUGGCUAAAGAAUUAUCCCGUACCUUAAACUGCGAUGGCGAGGCAGCUUCAGAACAUUUACUAAAUCUAUCACCAUUUGAAAUGAAAAAUCUUCUAUAUCAUAUAUUGAGUGGCAAAGAAUUUGCUGUUAGUAGUGUGGCUCGUGGCAAUCUUUCGAUUGUUAGUUGUAAAUCCAGUCGUGUUAGUAAAAAGAGUCAAAUCGGUUUGGCUGAUCCGGAAAGCGAAGAUGCAGUAAUAACUACAAUUGAUGAUCGCCAGGGUCAAUGGUUGCGUCGGCGUCGUUUAGACGGAGCUUUGAAUCGUGUACCACGUGAUUUUUACUCUCGCGUUUGGUCUGUGUUAGAGAAAUGUCAAGGUCUUGCUAUAGAGGGUAGAAUUUUACAACAGAGUUUAACGCAAGAAAUGACUCCGGGAGAAUUAAAAUUUGCUCUUGAAGUAGAAACGGCAUUAAAUCAAAUUCCUCAACCCGAGUAUCGGCAAUUGGUAGUUGAAGCAUUAAUGGUAUUAACGUUAAUGACGGAACAUAAUAUGGUGCCAAACUUGGGUGGAAUUAUUUAUGUUGAACAUUUAGUGCAUAAGGCCAAUCAAUUGUUUUUGGAGGAUCAGCGGAAAGUGCAAGGCGAUGCCACACUGUGUUGCGCUAAAUCUAAAGAUGGUAAAGAUCAAAAUCAGGCUUCAUCGGGUAUGCUGUUAUGCGGCGGAGCUGCCUAUAUAUGUCAACAUUUAUACGACAGCGCGCCCAGUGGCAGCUACGGUACCAUGACUUAUAUGGCUCGAUCUGUAGCCUUAGUUUUGGAUUGUAUACCUAAACAUGGUGAAAUAGAAUGCAGUAUCUCGUAAGCCAGAUGAUCCCUGGCUAAUGUUUAUAAUGUUAUUGUUUUAUAUGCUAUUUUUAAAUUUAUGUUCAAAUAUUUAUCGAAUAUUUUUGUUCGAUAAAAGAAACGGCCUCCUUACUCUAAGCGAAGCUGAGCUGUAACACUCUUUAUGAUUUCAUAGUGUAAUUUCCGGGAAUUUACUACACGGUAAACAUGCAAAUAAAUUUUUUUAAUUUUUAAAA
Glossina fuscipes is the source of this 4067-nucleotide messenger RNA. RefSeq names its product probable phosphorylase b kinase regulatory subunit alpha. NCBI's taxonomy places the organism in Eukaryota, Metazoa, Arthropoda, Insecta, Diptera, Glossinidae. Gene Ontology annotation, cellular component: phosphorylase kinase complex. Gene Ontology annotation, molecular function: calmodulin binding. The record is from RefSeq and is a predicted model, not a curated record. The coding region runs from base 143 to 3850 and encodes 1235 amino acids. Gene Ontology annotation, biological process: glycogen metabolic process. The transcript has 13 exons.